UAUUAAUGGGGAACCACAAUUCCUUUUCAUCAGAAAACCUUCAAGAAACUUAUAAAACAUAAAUGGUAAUAUCCUGAAUUAUAUUUAGAUGCAUUGGUAUGUUGGGGUAGAGAAAGAAGUUUAAAAAUUAGGAUUUAAUGUAAAUGUCAGAUCAGAUCAUCUUCAUAAACAAAACUUUAUGAAAUUAUAUUAAAUAGUUAAACCCUAAUAUGAAUAAAUCGUGAUAUUGAGUACAACAGAAUCUCUAUUUGCUACAGAGUUUGAAAAUAUCAAAAGAUCAAAGAACACUCUGGAUCCUUUUAAAGAAUAUUUUGUAACAACUUUGAUUCAAGACAAUGAUCCUACUUUACUAGGUUUUGAGAAAUAAGUACUUGAUUAACUAUCAACAUUAAAUGGUUGUUUGUUGGAAAUUUUUUAAACAUUUAGACAAACUUAACUGCCCAAUUGUAGUAAAGAAUUAGAUACAUUUAUUAUUAGAUUUAGAGAUUCAUUUGUUUAAGUAUAUAUGAUAGUAGAUAUUUUAUUUAGAUCUUAAUUCAUUAUUAUGAUUUGAAUUUAUUUGCUUCAUCAAAUAAAUGUCAUUUCUUAAAUACUUCCUCUCUUUAAUGUUUAGUAUCUAAUAUGAUUUUUAAUGAUCAGGUUGCCUCACAUGUUUAUUAAAUCAAAAAACUAGAAUAAAUAGAGGAAAAUGAGAAAAUACACAAUAGAUUAUAAUCACUCAAAGAUAGAACUUUAGUUGAUUUUGGGAUUUCGAUUAAAUAUUGUCUAGAUUGUACUACAAGAGAUUAUAUAUAAAGUAAAUUAUCAUCUAAAGCUAAUACAUCUAAUUAAAGUUCUUUGAUCAAUAAAAAAGAUACUUUUGAAGCAUUAAUAAUAGAAGAUGUGGAUUCUACUUAAUUACCAUCAAGACCAUAAGCAAAAUUACUAUAAGGAACAUUUUUUUAACAAUCCCCAUUUCAAAAUGCUAUUGAAUCUUUAAAAUUAAUAUAAUUUCGAUAAACUCCUCAUCAUAAAGUUAAAUAAUUAGUCGCUUGUUUUAGAAGUAUUUAUUCUGCCAUAAUUGAUUACUAUAACUAGUAUACAAAAUAACCUUCAAUAAUAAGCACUGAUGAAAUGAUUCCAAUUUUCCAUUAUGUACUUUGUAAGUCCUCACUUCAAAAUCCUUAUACUCAUUUUGAGAUCAUGUAAAAAUAUCUAGGCAAUUUAGAUGGAGUUGAAGGAUUCUAUUUAGCGAUUAUGGAAGCAGUACUCAACAUAUAAUGA
Molecule: messenger RNA, 1263 nt
Organism: Paramecium sonneborni
Lineage: Eukaryota; Ciliophora; Oligohymenophorea; Peniculida; Parameciidae
Source: the annotation of a GenBank genome assembly